This is a messenger RNA of Pieris macdunnoughi, 786 nucleotides long. NCBI's taxonomy places the organism in Eukaryota, Metazoa, Arthropoda, Insecta, Lepidoptera, Pieridae. The record is from the annotation of a GenBank genome assembly.
AUGUCGGACGCGGAAGAAACUUUGCGCAAUAUUUUGGACAAAGAGCUGGAUGAGCGCGGGUUAAAGCCCCGAGAUGUAACAGUCAAAGCUAUAUCCUCUGGUGGAGCCAAUUAUACCUCAAGUCUCUUCCUUGUAGACGUAAAAUCACCUAAGGAAGACUUGAAUUUAUUUGCCAAAGUUGCUAACUCCACUGGCGCGAUAAGAGAUUUGGCCGCAGGAUGGCUUUAUAAAACCGAACAACUGGUAUACACAAGAAUAGCAAAACUUUUUGAGGAUCUACAAGUUCAAACCCCAGAGGAGGAGAAAUUGAAGUUUCCUAAAUUCUAUUGGUGCAGUGAUGUAUCUGGAAAAGAAAGUGUGGUAAUGGAAAAUCUUUUAGCUUCCGGAUAUAAAACAUUUGAUAGAUUUAAAUCUCUGGAUUGGCAGCACGGAUCCGCUAGCGUCGAAUACCUUGCUAAAUUCCAUGCUUUUUCUUUUGCUUUGGCGAAAAACUCUCCCGAGGAGUUCGAAAAAUUAACACACAUGAAGUAUGAAAUAGGGAACCAGGAGUUUGACGAGGAAACAAUGGCAGCUCUUUGGAAAAAAGUUAUGAACAAUAUGCUUGAAGUUAUUAAAGAUGAGCAGAAGGAAAAGGUUUUAAAAUAUUUCGAGUCUAUGCCCACUAUGAAUACAUAUAGUAAACCUAUUGGGAAACCAGUUCUUUGUCAUGGAGAUUUCAGAUCUAGCAAUAUAAUGUUUAAAACAACGACUCUCACACAUAUAAAACAACUUCUUCGACAAAUUUAA